AUGUUUGUAUUGUUUCUAAUUUCAUGGAUUGCUAAAACAACCUCUUCAACAACAUCUUCGUCUUCAGAUAUUACUCAGAUCAAUAGCUUUCUUGAAUGUAUGUCAUUAAACUCGUAUCCAUCUUCACAAAUUCACUCUCAAAACGCAUCUUCAUAUUCAACUCUUUUGUCUUCAUUUCGUAUUACUGUGGGGUUUACUAAUUCUACCACAACAGUAAAACCUCUUAUCAUACUUACACCUAAUAAUGAAUCGGAUAUCAAAACAGUAAAACCUCUUAUCAUACUUACACCUAAUAAUGAAUCGGAUAUCAAAACAACUUUGAAUUGUAGUGUGAUAAACAAUUUACAAAUCAGAGUAAGAAGUGGUGGCCAUGAUUACGAAGGUUUAUCUUGGAAGUCCGACUUCCGAUUCAUUAUUGUCGAUCUCGUAAAUAUUCGGUCAAUUAGUGUUGACGUGAAAAAGAAAUCUGCAUGGAUUCAGGCUGGUGUAACUCUUGAUGAGGUUUACUAUAGCAUUGCUGAGAAGAGAAAGACUUUAGGAUUCCCGGCUAGGACAUGCCCUACUAUGGGUGUUGGUGGACAUUUCAGUGGAGGUGGUAUUGGAGUUUUGGUAAGGAAAUAUGGGCUUGCUGCUGAUAUAUCAUCGAUGGGUGAAAACCUUUUUUGGGCCAUUAGAGGAGGCAGUGGUGCAAGUUUUGGGAUCAUUCUUUCAUGGAAAAUCAAGUUGGUUUCUGUUCCACCAAUAAUUACUAGUUUCACUCCAAGUAGAAGUUUAAGCGAUGGUGCAAUAAAGCUUUUCCUUAGAUGGCAAGAAAUUGCAGAUAAAUUUCAUGAAGAUCUUUACGUCAGAGUUGUUAUACAAAAUGGGUUCGACCAAACAACUAGGGAGAAAACAGUUUCCGUUUUAUUCAACUCCUUAUAUCUUGGAGGUGUUGAAGAACUACUGAACUUGAUGGGAAAAAGUUUCCCUGAGUUAGGUCUGAAAGCCAGUGAUUGUACUGAAAUGAGUAGGAUCCAAUCUAUCACACCAAUCUCUGAAAUAUGGUUACAAGGGUUGUGGACCAGAGUUCUACAAGAAGAUAUAGUAUACAUAAUAAUGGAUCCUCUUGGAGGAAUGAUGAGUAACAUUUCAGAAUUUGAAAUUUCAUUCCCACGUAGGAAGGGAAAUUUGUAUAACAUUCAGUACAUUGUGCAAUGGAGUAAACAAAAAAGAAUUCAAACAUCUCAACAACACUUGGAUUGGAUUAGAGAUCUGUACAAGUACAUGACUCCUUAUGUUUCAAAUUCUCCAAGAGUUGCUUAUCUCAACUAUAGAGAUCUUGAUUUGGGUAAGAAUGAUUCUUCUAACAUAAACUAUACAUUAUCUAUUCAAUGGGGAAUGAAAUAUUUCAAGGGAAAUUUCCAAAGAUUGGCAUUAAUUAAGAAAGAAAUCGAUCCGCAAAAUUUCUUCAGAAAUGAACAGAGUACCCCCCAAUUAUCCUACUAG
Messenger RNA from Papaver somniferum (opium poppy), 1485 nucleotides. Its product is annotated as berberine bridge enzyme-like 23. Bases 1 to 1485 code for a protein of 494 amino acids. Lineage: Eukaryota; Viridiplantae; Streptophyta; Magnoliopsida; Ranunculales; Papaveraceae. The transcript has 3 exons. Gene Ontology annotation, molecular function: oxidoreductase activity; FAD binding. The record is from RefSeq and is a predicted model, not a curated record.